UCAGCCAGCAAAAUAAAAGCUUGAAUGAAAGAAUGUUGUGAGCUUGCGUUGGGGUACUUCGAUUUUUGAUGACAAUAAUAUUGUGAUAAACUGAAAGCAUUUUCAAAUUGUUCGUAUCAGAUGUCAUAGCUUGAAUUUUAAAAUGAGGAGCAGUAGUUCGGAACUGCUCCUAGAUCAGCAAGAGGAGCUUCGUAGACAAAAAAUUAAGGAACUAGCUGCUGCCAAAAAAAGUAAAAUACCAACUGGACGAUCAUGUCGAGAACAAGCUAUAUUUUAUUCCACGAGCGUGUUAGCUGUAAUGGCGAUGUCUGCUGGAUCAUCUUUGUUAUUUUUGGUACCUUUAUACGUAGAUCCAGCAAUAUCCACAUUGGCCUCCAACUUCGUAACUGAACCAGUGACUUGUGUGACUACUAGGAUAGAAGAACUGACCGGCCUUGCGAAUUGUUCGUGGAGUUCUUGUAGAGAAGGCUGUACAAGUGACGCCUAUCACUGUACGCACAUAUAUGUUAGUUAUAACAACAGUAAGGAAGAUCCACACAACCAAACUGACGAUGCAGUGUUAUUGGUGAACAUUAAGGGAUGCGGCUAUCCACCCAGUGUGCUCUGUUUGAACUUCACGGAAACGUACGGAGUGGAAGGUACUGAAUUUCCUUGCUACCAUUCCCGUCAGAACCGGACAGUUGUUCUUACGCAUUACGAAAGAGACGAGCAGAUUGCUAUUAUAAUCCAUUAUUUUGCGGUGCCCUUUAUAAUAACCUUAGCCACAUCAGUAGCGCUCUGCGUAAUGCACUGUGAUUGCCGAUGUCAUCCCACGACUCACCACAAACGACCCAGACGCCCAAGAAUCCAAGAUCUGAGUGAUGGCUCCAUUAAUAUUGGGGUGGACCUCCGACAUAAUACCAGCUAUCAUUCUGACUUAGCCGCUAUUAGGCCAACGUAAAGAAUGUAAUCGAAAGUAAAUAUAGAACAAAGAAAUUGUUUUAUAGUCAAAUUGGGUUUUCUCUAAAAACUUAUGCAGAUUAAACAUAUUGGAUAUUUCUUAUACUGAUUAGGACUAAUAUUCUUAGUCGUUUAAGUACUAAUUAGAUUUUCAUUUAGGUCUUUUGGCAUAUAUUUUAUUACUGAUUCUUUUUGACAGCGAUAGCACUAUGAACACAAACUUUUUUAUAUUUAUUUGUAGGUGAAAUAGACCGAAAGACGCUAUAUGAAAGAAACGGGAACAUUGUAAAAAAAAAUUAAAAUGGACACAAAAGUGAACAAUUUUCUCUUUAGAAAUGAAUAUCAACUAGAUACAAAGGUCUGUAUUCUCAAAAAACUUCAAAUUCAGUGUUCGGCCAAAGAAUUUUUAAAUAUAGACUCAAAAGUAGUACAUCAAGCUUUAACUCACAAUCGUUGAUGAAAAUUACGUUAAGUAUUACAUAGUGAAAUUAGAUCCAGAAUUGAGCAGGCCAGAUCCACACAACAAGGAUGUCCAAGGAAUUAUGUAACAGAUACCUAAAAUUGGCAUUACCGAUCCGCCUAUUUCGCUGCUACAUGUUCUGGGUCUUACUUUAUGGUUCUCUUGGACUAUCUAGAACUGUCUCAACACCUCUACUGAGAUUAUAAAAAGCACCAAGAAGAGAAAGCUGAAGUACUUCGGACAUGUACUGAAAGAUCACAAAUAUAGGUUGCUACAAAAUAUUCUGCAAACGAAAAUAGCAGACAAACGCAGUCCAGGACGAAGAAAGACUUCAUGGUUGAAGAACUUGCGAGUUUGGUAUGGUAUUGAGAUAACCAUGCUAUUUAGGCUGUCAGUGAAUAAAAUUGAUAUAGGUAGCUAUGAUGUCCAGAGCUGGACAUCAUAGCUAGGAGCGAUCUUAACAAAUGGCACAGAACAAUUCUAACCUGGAGACCAUACGAACACAAAAGACCCAGAGGCAGACCUCCUAUGAGAUGGACAGAUGAUCUGAAACGAACUGCCCGGAAAAAUUGGCUACAGGUAGAGUACAACAAAAAACAAUGGAAAGGAAGACUUGAAGAUGAUUAUUUAUUCAUUUAUUUACGGGUUUCCCCAAUUUCAUAAAAAAUAUACAUAUAUAAACAAUAAGUAGAAGUAAAAGUAGUAGUAGUAAAGUCCAGUAAAACAGUAAAAAACAAAAAAUAAAAUUAAAUGAAUUAAAUGAAAGUGUGACAGCAUAAAACUGUAGUAAGUACAUUACAAUAAAACUAAAUUUAACAUACACACAAUCCACGUUAUGCAGUGACAAUACGUAAUAAUAAUAUAAUAUAAACCGACAUUAAUCAACUAACUACAGACAAUAAAAAGUUAAUAAAUUACAUAAUACAAAAGCAUUGUCCAUGGCAAAAAUUAACAAAUCUACUGAAAAUAUAAUAUUAAACAUUAAACAUAAGUGCUGACCGGAAAAAUUGAUUUUAGUCGGUUUUUAAAUACUCUACUGGAAGAAGAGAAUAAAUCGAUGUCCAAAUCAUUCAGGCGACUCAAAGUUCUAUCUAUUGGUGAGUUAAGACCAUAGUUUGUUGAAUGAUGAGGUACAUGGAACAAGUUAUUAUUUCUCAGAUCAUGGUUUGGAAUAUUAAAGUUUAUUAAUUUUAAUAAAUCAGGGCAAUUGAUUUCACUAUUUAAUAGUUUAUAAAUAAAAGCUAGAUCAUUUAUAAUUCUACGAUCUUUUAAGGAGUGCAAAAUGAGAUCACUACGGAUGAUGGUAUAGUUGUGGUUUAGUUCAAUAACAUUAUAUCCCAAUCUGUACGCUGCAAAUCUUAAAAACUUAUUUUGAACUCUCUCGAGACAAACAACAUGAACGUUAUAAAAUGGUGACCAGACAAUAGAGGAGAAUUCAAAUAUAGAUAUAACCAAUGAUGAGUAAACAGACUUUAUUGUAUUAAGGGAAAGAUCAGCACAACUGCGAAGUAUAUAACCCAGUACUUUUGAAGCCUUUGUAUAGUUAAUAUGAUCCACAAACGUUAAGUUUUCAUCGAAUAUCACUCCUAAAUCCUUUACUGUUUUAACAUAAGAGAGCGCUUUACUGUCGAUGACAUAUGAUGAUUGAUAUUUUUUUGCAACUUUGUGGAAGCUAAUGAAAUGACAUUUAUUAACGUUUAAAAAGAGUCUGUUUUUGUUACACCACUCAACUAAAUUAUUGAGAUCGUUUUGAAGGAGACUACAAUAUUCAUGAUCUUUGAUAGAUCUGUACAUCUUCAAAUCAUCAGCAAAUAGCAAGUACUUAGAGUGAUUAAAACAUUCACCUAUAUCGUUAAUAAAUAGAUUGAACAGAAGGGGCGAGCAAUGAGCAACUUGUGGAAAUCCAGAUUUUAUUUGUAUUGCAUCUGACAUAAAUGAACCCAGUUUGACUUUUUGUAUGCGACCUAUUAAAUAGCUAGCAAAACCACUUUAAAAGCUGAUCGCUGAAACCAUAUGCCUUAAGUUUAUGCAACAGUAAGUAGUGGUCAAUCCUAUCAAAGACUUUUGAAAAGUCUGUGUAUGCACAAUCUACUUGACAUUUUCUUUCCAGAUCUCUGAUAAUAGAUGUUUCAUAAGAUAGUAAGUUUGUAGUUGUGGAUUUCUUGUGCAUAAAGCCAUGUUGAUAAUUAUUUAUUAUGUUCAGAUGUGGACGUGAAUGGCUAGACGAAGAAGAAGAAGAAGGUAGCUAUGAUGGUAAAAAACGUUCUGAAAGAACAUGGUACAUGAAGAAGAAGAUUACAUAGUUUAUCUUUAUUUUUCUAUGAAAAUUCAAUAUAUUGUUAUAUUACUUAAUUUCAAAUUUACUUUACAGUUAAACUUCAAAAUAUUAUGUUCCAUUUUCGAUCAUUUAUAGAUUUUCUAAAAUUACGUAAUGCUCCUCAGUACAGCUCUGUUGCACAUGUUCAUGACAUGUCAUAUUUUGCUUGGGAAUUUGAAUUUAAUUAAGACGAAGACGGGAGGAUACGUGUUUGUACGGUGUGAAGCGAAAUGACGUUCACACGUGGCGAACUCACAUACAAUAUUUUUGAUCCGGUGUUGGUUCCAACCGUGGACCGGCUUUGGCCUACUCUCUGUUGGAAAAUGAAAAGUUACCUUCAAAAAGUCAACGUUUUAAAGUGUUUCUUAAUGAUGGUCAUUUCGAAUAGGACUUGCCCACUUUAAACCAAUGUAUGCAUUUAGUUAUAAUAAACACAGAUAAUGUAAGUUCAACGGCGCAUCAUGUAAAUUUACAACUUUGAAAGACUGAGGGGUCGUCUUCGGUAAAAAUUAAUUAUUAGAAAAUUCACACUUUCUAUUCACACCCUAAAUUUAAUGUUCUUUAGUAGUCUUGAAUGUUCCAAGAGAGGUCUAAUGUUUGUUAUUGCUGUAUGUAUGAGAUAUUAUGGACAUUUUAAAUUUCAUUGGAUCUAGAAUAUCAAUUGUAAAAAGUUAAGUUAGCUUUUAUAUUAUUAGUCUUCCAAUACAAUACUCAAAUUUAAUUAUAAGAUUUGCAAAAGGAAAAGGCAGUUUUUCUUUUCGUAUAAGAUUUAUAUUUACUUUAUUUGGUAAUAUGUUUCUCCCAAAAUUGAUUUUUGGGAAUAUUUAGUAUAAUAUGCACAAAGGGUUUCUUUAAAGUUAAUGUAUCUACAUUAUACUGGUAUAUUUUAAUAAUUAGAUAAGCUUCGUAAUCGUUUAUUGAAAUCGAAAUACAAACUCAUAUUUUAACAGCUAAUAUUUUAAUGGUUGAUAUUGACCUUGACAGUUGACAUGACGUCUGUCUAAUAGGUAUGUUCGGUUUAGUAAUAGUUAAACAGGGUUAGCAUAGGCAAAAAAGCAAAAAGUAAACUGAGUCAACUGAUUCUUAUCUACCAUUUUCUCGAUAUUUUUUGUAUGAGAUUGAUCCAUCUGGUCGGUGUUCAUCCUCGAUCUUUUAAGAAAGACGUUAUAUUUUCACUUCAUUGAUAUUCGUUAUCAAGUUAGGUUUCUCAAAGUUAAUAUUUAAUCCAGCUUUUUCCGACAAAGUCAUAAAAUAUAUAUCUUAAUCUUUGUUGCAAAUAUUAACAACAAUUUGUGCUGUAAUGGCAAGUUUGAACUUUAUUUGAAAGAGUGUUUAAUUACUAUUAGAACAUUGCAACAUCAACUCGCCUAGAUAUUCUUCGACCACGUGUUUAUGCAUAUUACAAAAGUUUAGGUGUCCUUACGAUUCAAUUUCAGUCUGAAGAUCCUCAGAAUUGUCAACCUAUUCAACUUUGUAAGUUGUUAAUGCAUUGUAUUUCCCGUUUAAUUGUAAAUUUUUGUGAGAUCCCUUUAUUAUUUGAAGCAGUUUAUAACAUUGUACUCUAUCGAAUGUUUUGUUUAACCGAAGAAAGUAUGCACAAACAAGGUAGCUUACGUCUUAAGCUCUUUAUAUCAAAACUUAAGACGUAUAUAAAACAAUGCUUCUCACGUUUUAAGCCCGCUUCUAAAGCCAAACCCAACAUUUUUCUCAAUAUUUCUACAUAUAAGAGAUUGAGAAUAAAUCUAAGAAGUAUUUUAAGAAGAUUACUUUUUUGAAAUCAGAAAAAUAGUCUGAUACUAAUUCAAUUAUCUCAAUGAAAAAUGAUGUAAAAUCUGCAUUUUCUCGCGUGCCCAAUAAUAUUUAUAGUUUUCUUCUUCUGCCCUGAUGAAAACUCAAAUAAAGACCGCAAAUGAGUCAAUGAUGGUUUUUGUACAUAUCAAUAUUUAUUUUAUAGAUAAUUUAUUUAAUGAACUUAUUACUUGUGCAGUUUUUGUUAUAAAAUUAAAGGUUCUUUACAAGUAUAUAUACAUUGAUGUCAUUAGUUUUUGGAGAAUAACCCAAUAACUAAAUGUAUAUUAUUUUAUAAAUGUAUAUCUAUAUUUCUUGUUUAAAACAUGAGUUAUUGAGUCGUUGACGAUAUAGUUUAUUUGAUAAUGUAUCUAAAAGUUUAUUAUGUUAUAAAUUUUUGUUAAAAACUAUAUUAAAGUAUAAUAAAUUGAAGUUAAUAGAUUUGAACAUAUUUUAUAAUAUUUUUGCUAUAAUAUUUUGGGAUUUUGAACUUCAUCAUGUUCAUUCUAAAUUUAAGUAGGAUUUUAUUAAGAAAGCACCUUUUCAUUUCUAGAAAUAACUCUAAAUAAAGAAGGUAAAGAUUAGACGAGCAGGAAUACAUUUAAUAAGGUUCUUCUUCUUCUUAACUCAGGCGAGACUCGUUAGUCUCUAGUCUCUGGCACUUGGUUAUAACACCUUUCAUACCAUACCUUGUUUUCCCCCUUAAACUCUAUAUGUUUUGUGACCUGAACGAAGGUCAACAGCUUUCUUAUUGGUAGUUUUAGGAUCUCUUCUGGUUCAAACCUCAUUUGACCAGUGAAGUCCUACCUUACAUCACCUAGCACACUGCAAUGGCAUAGUAUGUGUAUGGCAGUCUCUUCUUCCAUUUCGCACUUUCUGCACCAUGGUUCAUUCACCUUACCUAGUUUGUAUAUGUAAUUUCUUAAACGGCAAUAUUCAGUGACCAUUUCAGUGACCGUUUUGAUAUCUCGUUUCUCGAGGUUCAUCAAAGUGUUCGGGAGUUUUUUAUCAAUAUUCUUGAUUAUUUUUUUAGUCUGGAUUUUGUCCUUGGGUGGCUCUCCAUUCUCUUGAUUAUUAUUUAUCAGCCAUUUCUGAACCUCGUUUUUCGUAUCAUCUUUAGUGAUGCCACAGAAAGUUUCUGGGCCUUCAAAAGUUUCUCUCGAGCCUUGUUUCACUAACAUAUCUGCUCGAUUGUUCCCAUGCACCCCUUCAUGACCCGGCAACCAUAUUAAAGACACUUUAUUGUCUUUUGCCAGGUUGUUGCGGAGAUCUUUGCAGUUUCUCACCAGUUUUGAUUUGGUUAGUGGGAUUUAACAAGAUUAUGACACAGACCAAAUUUAUUGUGUGUAUAUUUGAGGGUAAUUAGGGUAAUGUGUUUGAUCGAUUCAAUACUGUGCAUUUUUAAUCUAUUUUUUUUUCUAUUACUUUCUGACUCUUUCUUUUUAUUCUUCUUCUUAGUUCAGAUAAGACUCGUUAGCCUCUAACACUUGGUCUUAUGGCACCUUUGUACCACAGCUUGCUCUUUUCAUUGAACUCUCAUAAGUCUUGUGGCCUUAACGAAGGUCAACAUCUUCCCUAUUGGGAGUUCUGGAUCUCUUCUGAUUUAAUCCUCAGUUAACCAGUGAAUUCCUGACUCAUAUCACUUAGGAUAUUGCAAUGGUAUACGAUAUAUAUGGCAGUAUCUUCUUCCAUUUCUCAUUGUCUGCACCAUGGUUCAUUCAGCUUACCUAGUGUAUAUUAGGUAUUUUGUUAAAGGAUAAUGUCCAGUUACCAUUUCGGUGACCGUUUUGAUCUCUCGUUUAGUGAGGUUUAUCAAGUUGUCCGAGAGUUGUUUAUCAAUAUUAUUGAUUAUUUUCUUAGCCCGAAUUUGCUCCAUUCUUGUUGAGGAUUCCUUAUCAGCCACUACUGAACCUCGAUUUCUGUAGUGAUGCCCCAGAAUAGUUCUAGGCCUACAAAUUUUUCUCCCAAUCCUUAUUUUGCAAAUAAAUCUGCAUGUUCAUUCCCACAUACCCCUUCAUGAUCCGCCACCCGCAUUAAAGCCACUUUAUUAUCUUUUGCCAGGUUGUUGAGAUCUUUGCAGUUCCUCACCAGUUUUGAUUUGGUAAGUGGGUUUUUUACUGCCAGAAUAGCAGCUUGCUAUCUGUAUAAAUGUUGAUUCUCUUUCCUUUUGGACUUCCAUCCAUGAUUUUAUCAAUGCAGGCCACCAGGACAAAAACUUCAGGCUAGAACACAGUUGAUACAUAUUGACCUAGACUGUAAUAUUUAUUAUAAUUGCAUGUAUGCUCAGACUCUUGAUUCAGUACCAUGGGCAGUUUUAGAUCCAUCAGGGAAACAUAUUAAGUCGCCAUUAAUAUUUGGGACUUUUUGUUCUUUAGAUGGUAUAAUUAUGUUAAGAUUCUCAGUGAAUAUUAGUUGAUGGAUUCCUCAAGUACAGUUCCACUAGUAUUUCUGUGGCUAUUCGAUGCAUAAUUCGGCUUCCAAUUGUUACAAAAAUUUGCGAAAAAUGAAAAGAUGGUUUUCAGAUCUGGAUAUAGGUUUAAAUUCCCAAAAUGUGUGUGCGAUAAACUCCGAAAACUAUACAGGGUGUUCUAUUUAGUUUACUUUUUAGCAGGUUCUGAACCGUCUUGACAUUUAUAUUAACAAGAAAUUUAAAAUAAUAAGAAUUUUAGUACACAUUAAAAAAUUUUGUUAUCUAAAUGUUGAUGUAGUCAUCAAAAUGUCAGCUUGUUCAGAAAUAUGUUAAAAUGUGAAAAGCAAAAUUAACAUACUUGUUAUUUAUGUAUAUUACUAGUUAACAUAAUGUAUAUUUUGGUAAACAGGUAGAUCGCAAGAAACUGAAAAGGUAUAUUUUUAAAUUUAUCUAAAUAUUUAAAGAAAAUAUCUAUUUUUACUGUAGUUUACAAGUAACAGAAUGAUUUUAUGUACCUACUCUUUUUUUAUUUUUUCAUUUCUUUGAACAUGCGUACCUAGAUCUGAGUAUGUUUCAUCAUAAUUUUAAAAUAUGUAUAUGUUAUCUAUUUAACAAUUGCUAUAUACGUUUAUAUAAAGCCUAUCGAAUGGAUGGCACACAUACUGCAAAGAUCAUCUAUCGACUUAAGAAAAAUAAUUUUACACUGAAUUCAGUUUUCUCAAGAACCAACAGACAGACAAAGAACCAAAUAAAUUAAGCAACAACAAUUAUAAGACCAACUAACCGGAAGGCCAAAUUAAGUAAUAGAAUGUAGCAGAACGCAGAACCAAUAAAAGGACAGAAUAUGGCAUCAUUAUGGCAACAUAAAAUACGAAACUUGUAAAGGAGAAAACAAUAUAAAAUUUUUGACAUAAACCGCGAAAAUUAAGAAAAUCGCAUAUAUUAUGUAUGUUUACUUAUAUUACUUUUUUAUUUAUCAUUCCUUUUAGUGUUAAUAAAAAAUAUAGUACCUAAUCAUGAUGAAAAUAUAUGAUAUCUCUCAUAAAAUUAGGUAAACUACGACGGACAAGACUUCUAUCACUAUCAUAACAACUUUCUCAAAUGAAUUAUUAUAUUACCAGUGAGGAACUAGAUGUCCAGAAUUUAGAUGAAAGACGCUCUAAGAGAAAUGAAAGAAUAAUUAAAUAAGUAAUUAGAACUAAAAUCGUAUGAGAUAUGAGGUGGUAAACGCUUGCACAAAGAAAGUAAUACCAAUGGAAAAAAACUAAUAGAAUUUUCAGUGGAACAUAGUCUUAAGAUGGCAAUUAACACAAUUUGAUCAUAAAGCUGUAAAUAAAAUAACCUGGAUCUAUCCUGAUAGGAAAAUGAGAAACCAAAUAGACUAUGUUUUUAUUGAAUUUCAGGCUAUUGGGUAUUUGUUGUCACAGAUUUCUAAAUUAAAACACAAUAGAUCAUUGACUGAUUGUAGAAGCUACAGAGGAACAGAUGCCUAUAGUGACCAUAUUAUUGGCAAUAGUUAAACAUAAGCAAGAAAUUCCCAAACAGCCAACAGAUAGAAAACAACGGAAAACAUACCAAGUAGAGCAGCUUCAAGAUAAAGAGGUAGCAAAAAGAAUAGUUGAAGAAGUAAACAUAAAUAUAAUAAUUAGGAAGAAUCACGAGGAAUUUAGAGGAGUAAUGUGAACUAAUAAGUACAAACAGCCAUGAUACAAACAAACAGACUAUAGCAGACUAUAGGCAGACUAUAGCAUUGGGAAAGCAAAAAAGAAAAGAGAUCAUACUGGUUUGAUGAGGACUGUAAAAUAAUCCUAGCGCAGAGGAACAACGCAAAAAUGGAAAAUAUUGGAAUAAAUACAAAAUAAGUAGAGAGGCAAAAGAAGAGAAAAUUCCCAGAAAAACAACUAGAAAUAAUAGAAGACAACUAUGUCCAAAAAAAAGUUACAAAGGAAGGAAAAAGAAGCGAGUGACACAAUAUAAAAGCACAAUGUUUUACAGACAUAAAGAUGGCAUGUUGCUAGGAGACAAGACAAAAAAAUUUAACAGAUGGGCAGAGUAGUUUGAUGAAUUUGGCCUUUGACGAUAAAGGCAGAACAACAACAAACACAAGAACCGACGAGAAGGAGAUAAUAGAAGUAAUAAGGGACCUAAAAAAUAAUAAAAGUGCAGGAGAAAGCGGAGUGCCAGCAGACAUAUUAAAAGUAGGAGGAGAUAUACUGCAGCAAGAGAUAGCUCGACUAUUUAGACGCUAAUGACUACUGAGAGAGAAUAAAAAUUUGAGAAGGUAACAUGAUUUAAGUACCUUGGAGUAAUAGUUACAAAUAGAGGUGACUACGAGACAGACAUAGAUAAACGGUUGUUAAAAGGUAGCAAAGCAGUAGGUUCAUUAAACGCACUGUUGAAGGAAUAAAACGUGUCCAGGGCAGCCUUACUUAUGAAACAAUAAUGAGACCAAUGGUGCCGUAACCAUGUGAAACUUUGACAAUGAAUCAGAAAUGAGAAAAAAAGUUAGAGAUUUAGUAGAGGAAAAUUGUGAGUAAUGGUUUUGGUAUUAUAAAGAAUGCAACCGCGAAAUGGAACAAAAAACACACCACGAGCUAACGGAGAUGUAUAAGAAACUCAAAAUAAUACAGAAAAUCAGGGGCAUAUAGUGUUAAAUGAUUGGAACAUGUUUUACGAAUGCUAAAAGAAAGGAAGAAAUGUCCUAAUAGUUCUGCAAGCAGGAGAACAAGGGAAGAAAAGAAGCUGGAGACCACGAAGGAAGUGUAAAAUAUAAAACAGAAAACGAGUCGACAACAGAAAGGAUAUCCUUAUUGGAAAUAAUACCUAAUGUUUCUCAGUUUGUUUCCUACAUGAAUUUUCCUUUUUAUAUUUACCAUUGUUGUUAUAAUAUUAUUUUAACCUAUUUUUGUUUACUGACACAUCUGGUAAUUGCAUAUCUUGAUUAGAUUUUUUCCUAAUUAUGUCAUCGGAUAUUUUUCCUAUUUUCCUAGGAUACUUUUGAUUUAAAAUGUCAUUUUAUAUGAAAACUAGUUCAUAACAAGAUACCUGAAUCAGUGCAUCGCGAUCUGUCGAGUUGUGCUAUGGUCUCCCAUAUCUCUAACUAUACAACACAUAAAGUUCAUUAGUAAUAAGAUAAAAAAGGUACUCAGUAACAUAAAUACAUACAGUGAUGAGUGCCCUAAGAUCCUGCAAAAUAACGCAAAAGAUGGAAAACACAUUAAGUUGUGAGAUAGUACGACAUAAAGCUAGUUUUUAUACGUGGCUACUGGCUAGUUGUAGUUGACUUCAGUCAUGGAUGACGUCGAAAAACAUUAUAUUUUAAUUUCCUAUGUUAGAAAAAGUGAUUGAAUAAAUUAAGAUAGAUGUUAGUAAAAAACAUUAAUUAGUAGCCAUUUAAAUUAUAAAUCAAAUUAAUAAUAAAAAUAGUCCAACUAAAAUAUUUUGCUAAACGUCAUAGUAAACUUCAUACGUAUAAUAAUUAUGACUGAAGUCAACUAUCUGUUAAGCUAACGUCUAAAGGUGGGAAACCAUCAUUUAAUAUAAUGUAAAUUUAUAGGUUUCUAACGAUAAUUUAACACCUCUACUAGUUUAAUCUCUUUUCAUUCCACAAUGUAUUAUGUUUUCCAUCUUUUACGUUAUUUUACCGGUUAUUAGCGCACUCAUCAGUUUAUAUUUCAAUGCAUUGAUAAAUAAUCGAAAAAUGUUAUCACUUGUUCAAUUGACCACUGCAUAAUGAUUAGAGCUAAUUUUUUCUAAAUUGCAUGGAACACAAAAUUAAUAUUCUGGCAGAAUUAGAGUGUGUUUGAAUCAGCACAUAAUUUUUUUAAUAUUCUACUUAGGCACAACUCAAGAUGAAUAUGUACUGAGUACAGAAUUGUGUUCAACAAUUUGUUUUCUCGGGUUCAAUCAUAACAAACAAGAGAAGUUAAGAGAUUCUAGAUAUUUUUAUGUAAUAUUCAUAGAUGAAACCAGACACAUUUUUAUUACUGUACAAUUUUGUAAAAUUUUACGCUUUUGAAAGAAGAAAGGUUUUAAGAUUUGUUAUGUACUAUAUUUUUGUUACCACUUGACGGGGCAUUUUGCAGCAGCAGAUCUUUCCAUACCACAGAUCUAGUGUAUAUUUUACUGUCACCAGAACAUAAGUUCAUGCAGCAAAAUCGAAAGAGCAAGAAAACCAUGACCAUUUUGUUCAAUCUAUGUGGUUGCCAACGUGGUGAAAUCUGGUAGAGGUAGAGAACUAAGAUUUCAAGUAUUCUUGAGUCAUAUGCUGGUUUUAAGGCAAUUUUAGCUCUUACCUCUUGGUGCACCCGAUGAGCCUGCAACGAAUUCUGCAAUUCUUCGGUCACGUGAGAGAGAUCAAGAGGACGAUCACCAAAUAGAUGGUCCGACCAAAUUAAGAAUUCAGCUGGAAACUCAUUCUGCGAAGCUCUUAGAGCAGCUGAAGAUAGAGACCAAUGGAAUAAAAUUGUUAGGAAUAUUGGAAGAAAUCAUUUUUCUCAGUAUUAGGGAAACGACGAGAGAGAUACUAGAGGCUAGCUUAGGGCUGUGGUAUAUCCCAAAAGCAUGGAGGCUCUUAACGGUAGCUUUUAUACCCAAACCUGGUAAAACCGCACAGGAAAAGUCCUGAAGCUAAUAAGUCUGAUGGUAUUUGACUAAAGCCUUUAGAAAAACUGCUUAAUAGGCACAUUAGAGAUGGUGUGUUGGUUUAAAGAUCCAUACUUGCUGAGGGACGUGAUAUGUGCAAAGUUACAAAGGGUAUAGGUAGCCAAAGGUUUUCCGAAGAGGGAGUCUUAUCUCCUGUCUUAUGGAAUCUGGUUAUAAAUUGGCUGAUGACUAGACUUGGUACUGACAGAUAUCAUAUUCUGAGCUAUGAGGAUGGUCAGAUCAUUUUUCCAUGGCAAAUUUAAUGGCACAUUCAGAGAUAGACUGCAACAGGCUCUGAGUGCAGUUACAGAAUGGACUUCAAAUGUAUGCAAAAUAACCCUCAGAUGUCAAAAAUCGUAAAAUUUACCACAAGGAAUAAUUUAAAGGUGUUAAGUCCUCUAAACCCAAAUGGCUCAAAUAUAAAUCUGGUGAAGUAAAGUACCCUAGGGUAAUAUUAGACUCAAGGCUUACUUGGAAUCAGCAGAUAGAAGGAAUAACCAAGAGAGCGGUGACUACGUUAAUGGUAGCUAGACUCAGUCAUGGAAAAAUAUGGGUUUAAAACCAAACAAGGUUAUAUUGGAUUUAUGACAUGGUAGCAAAAAUAACAAUUACAUAUUGCAUCAGUGGUACAGUGGCCAAAAGGUGCAGUCAAAAAUUUCUAUCUUGAAACUAAGAAUGAUGCAAAAACUUGCUUGCCUUGGAAUCACAUUAACUUUAAGAACUCUGAACAGCAGGUAUGGAGACUGGACAUACUUCCUUUGUAUAUCGUUCUGAGGGGAAGGCGAGAAUGGGAUAUUAUAGACUGCAGAAUACCUGUGUAACAGUAUGGAUGGUGACUUCUAACCAUUUAGUAUUCACAUACAGGCCUAAAGUACUUUUCCAACUGGAGAUGGAGCCAAUGAGAGGGACGGGGAAGAGGAAACUACACAGCUUGCAUGAUUAUACCUGGUUCACAGGCGGAUCUGUAACUGCAGAAGGGUUUGGUGUAGAAGUAUUGUACACAGCUAGUAAAGUGGCCAUUGGACUCUAAGGUGGACUAUACGCUAGUGUGGGAUUGCCGAGAAUAGCUCAAAAGACUGGUCAUAGGAAACAUAACAGUAUUACACUGGUGUGUAUGUUCCAGGUCACCGGAAAAUACACAUCAUUGACAGAAAUUACCAGAAGAGGAUUAGCUACAAAAUAUUUCGAUCCAGAACCGAAAGAACGGAGUGGCAAAAAGCGUCUUUCUUCUAUCGGAAAAAACCUGGAUCCAAAGACAACAUAACUCUAACGGGAAAAGUAUACUCGUUCAAGCACAUGGCAACAUGUAGGUAUAUUGGAUUGAUAUGCGAUUAUAGGUGCAUCAUCUGAGAGCCUUAACACACUUCUUUACUGUAGAUGCGUCAGUCAAGGGACACUUGCAUACAAAAGGACUGUUUCAUUGACACUUAAGCUGCAAAUAUUUUGCUUCGAUGCAAGCCAUUAGAUUAGAGACAGCAAACACUUUUUGGAAACUAACACCAAGUGACUCAAAAAACAUAUGGUGGUCAUUCACUAGAUUUGUAUAACCUGGUCCAGGAUUCGAGAAUUCUGGAAUGGCAUGAAGGAAUGAAAGAUGUUCAAUGAAUUAAUUGGCUACAGUAUGACCGGUUUGUGACAGACAGCUUCAAAAAAGUCUGUCUGAAUAAGAAACACACAACUCUCAAAUGUCAAACACAAAAACUCCUAGUAGAUACGCCACUGGAUGAAAACCUAGUUUCUGUUUGUCUCGCCUGUCGGUGAAGUCCAUUAAUGGUAAAUUGCUUGUGCUGCAUUUAUCUGAUAUAUCCUGUGGGUUGUAAAAAUAGUUAAGUAUUGCGUGGGGCCGAAGGUUUCUGUCUCUGCAUUUCUACUGAAGAAUCACUAAAAGUUUGGAUGUCAUGUCAGCGUUGUUUUUGUCCUACCUAUAAAUUUCAACGAAGAGGCCUACAUCAGAUAAUAUUUUUUGAUAAAAUGGUUUUUCCUGCCUUUACCUUAAAAUCAGUUGGAUCAAGUGUGGAAGAUAGAGAGGCUGCUGACUGCUCUAAAUCUAUUCAGUCAAGUUGAAUUGUUCAUCACGAUUCAUUAACUCUUAAAGCCGUUAAUAUUUUCGUAGUUACUAGACAAUGUUAGUGUUUAAAUUAGAUCAGUUAUAUAUUGUACAAUUCCAAUAAAUUGUAUUUUUGUAAA
This is a messenger RNA of Diabrotica virgifera virgifera (western corn rootworm), 14745 nucleotides long. RefSeq names its product protein tipE (gene Teh1). The coding region runs from base 143 to 940 and encodes 265 amino acids. The record is from RefSeq and is a predicted model, not a curated record. The transcript has 3 exons. Gene Ontology annotation, molecular function: sodium channel regulator activity. Gene Ontology annotation, biological process: regulation of sodium ion transport. Lineage: Eukaryota; Metazoa; Arthropoda; Insecta; Coleoptera; Chrysomelidae.